This is a messenger RNA of Patiria miniata (bat star), 2355 nucleotides long. RefSeq names its product protein lin-7 homolog C-like. Lineage: Eukaryota; Metazoa; Echinodermata; Asteroidea; Valvatida; Asterinidae. The record is from RefSeq and is a predicted model, not a curated record. The transcript is spliced from 4 exons. The coding region runs from base 255 to 836 and encodes 193 amino acids. Gene Ontology annotation, molecular function: protein binding.
CGCACAAUAGCCACAAAUGAAAACAUAUAUGUGCUUAGUCAAUUAUUUCUCCAUGGUUAACUGUAUAGGAUCCUGGUAGGCCCUUCUCUUCCUGGUCUUGUCAUUUUUUCCGCAUUUCGUACUUUAUUUUACACCACUUUUACCAGUUCCAGGGCUUGCACAUUUGUAUAUACACCAUUGAUGUAGUGAUGUAAGUUCCAGCGAAAAGCAGCCGACCUAACUUCGCAAGUAGAAAGGAGAAUAUAGCCUCAACAAUGACGGACCACUACGUGUCCAUGGCUCAGAUACGGGCCUCCAAGAAACUCCAGAAGAGCGAAGAGCUCUCAUUCAAGAAGAUCGAGACUUCGUUCGUCGAAGAGGAGCCGUACUCCGAGAUCACCUUCGGCGAGGGAGGCCCGUCCGUAGACGAGGAGGAAGGCCCGUCAGUAGAUGGCGACGUGCCGUCGUCUUCUGGUGUUUCGUCAAACUCCGGACAAUCCUCGCAAUGCAACGAAAAUGCUUACGUUGAAUACAUGCCGGUCACAAGAAAGGUUGUGUUACAUCCGGGGCCGCGAGGGUUGGGCAUAUCAGUAGUGGGAGGGAUCACGACACCCGAGCAUGGUCUGAUUCCCGUCAUCAUUACGGACAUUGACCCCGGUGGAGAAGUGGACAAGAGCCAGGUUGUCAAGGUCGGUGACCGUAUCGUCAGCGUGAAUGGCGCUUCGAUGGAAGGCAAGACUCACGGUGAUGUCGUCCUCGCCAUCAAGGCAGCUGGCGCCUCUCUCAUCAUGGAAGUCACCGAGGGACAGCAAGACAUUCGGGACUACAUCUCCAAAGAACUGUCCGAUGAAGAUUAACCCAUUUAUCCUCCAAAUCAUGGCGUUUUAUGUCACUUGCAUGUCGAUGAAAAGAAAUAUCAAGAACGUCAUAUCGCUUACUCAUUGCGUUUUAUAUUAUGAAUUUUGUUGUAAAAAUACGCUUUUGCAUUAUAUCUUGCCCUUUUGCCUUAAUUAAAUUGUUUAAUUUGGUUGUUCUAUUUUUCUGUUUUGGUGGAUCGUUCGUUAGUUCGUCACUCGGUAAGUUUCGUUUGUGAAUUGUUUGUUGGUUAAAUUUGAUGGCUAGGCCUAUAUAGCCAGUUUAUUCUCUUGAUUCGUUCCUAUUUGUUAGUGGAUUGACAUUCAGUUUGGUAGACGAUUUUGAGGAUAUGAAAACAUUUCAUUAUUUUAUGGGUUGGCUGCAGACUUUUGGGCUAUUGUUUUUAAAGCUUUUGUUUUUAAACAAAAUAUGAUUUUUUUUUUCAAUAAAUGGAAUGUACACGCUUAUUUCUAAAAUUAACGAGCAGGCAAUGGUUGGAUAUAUAAAUGUAAAGCAUUUUGUACAUAAAUCUAAUAAGUUAAUGUUGUACACGGCGCCAAGUUUGAGACGAUUAUAAAUUGUUUGAGGAAUAUAUGACAACUGCUUUGCGAGGAACUAUGCAGACUCGGUUACGAAGUGUGACUCGUUUGUAUAUUGAAAAAUUUAAAAAUAGUAAAACUGUCCUUUGAGGUUUGUAGAUAUACGUUUUAAGCUGUUAAUGCUGCAUGUAAUGCACUGUAAAUAUCAGAUUAUGCUUUGGGAACUUAAUGAAGAAAUCUAUCUUCAAAGUUGUCGAUCCAUUUUUACAGAGGCGUUGCGCAUUUGUUACGUUUGACAAUGAGCAGUUUAGAAAAACACAAUUACAAAAGUUUACAAAGUUACCAUUUUUAUUGCUAUUUCCAUAGAAAAAACAAACAGGUUUGUUAUAAUACUUGGCUACGCGGUAAUGCUGCGACAGACCGAAAAAGAAAUAAACGAAAAACAAAGUAGUAGAUAGGGCUCGAUCCUAGCAUUACAAUUAUCGGAACACCAACAUACAUUGGUGACAAUUAAGUAAUAAUCAUCAUAGAAAAAAAUACUUUUUAUUUUCUAACCAAACCAGUGGUGGAUCUCUCCGGGGGUAGGCUGGCUACCCCCCCCCCCCCCCCCCCCUUUGGGCCACAAAAAGAAUGGAAAAAUCCUACAGAAAAGAGUAGCAUGCACAUGCCUGUUAACAUCCAAAGUUUGACCCGCCCCUGCAAUUAAGACGGCUCCAACACUGUACCCUUUCAAUUACAUGUACUGUACAUACACACCUUUGAUUAAAGUUUAACUAAAAGCGAACACACCCAUAUACUGUACAUGUAUAUGCAUCCAAAAGAUCCGUUUAUAAAAUAGUUGAAAUCAUUUGCAAGUUUGGUCUACUUUCUCAAUAUUUAGACUAUGCCAUGAGCUUGAAAUGGACGGAAUUAAUGCAUUUUGAUAAAAUGAUGUUAAUUCAUCUCAAUCCCUAUUAUUAUAAAGUUCAUACAAAACUAUUUA